This is a messenger RNA of Colletes gigas, 2407 nucleotides long. RefSeq names its product bifunctional 3'-phosphoadenosine 5'-phosphosulfate synthase-like (gene Papss). The coding region runs from base 272 to 2143 and encodes 623 amino acids. The record is from RefSeq and is a predicted model, not a curated record. NCBI's taxonomy places the organism in Eukaryota, Metazoa, Arthropoda, Insecta, Hymenoptera, Colletidae. The transcript has 6 exons. Gene Ontology annotation, biological process: 3'-phosphoadenosine 5'-phosphosulfate biosynthetic process; sulfate assimilation. Gene Ontology annotation, molecular function: sulfate adenylyltransferase (ATP) activity; adenylylsulfate kinase activity; ATP binding.
CGUACUUGCAAUUGGUCGCAACAGUCUCUCGAAACUGUAGGUUGUUGACAACGUACAUAUUUCUUAUUGUAAUUUAUCAGCAUUUUUCAUAAAUGACGACCAUUGAAAAACGUGUACUUAUCGCGAACUACUCAGGAUUCGUUUUCUGAUCAUGGAAAGCUAGUUGUAGCUUUUAUUAAAUCUAAGAUAUAACGAGUUUUACUUUCGUCUGAUCAAUUGCCACGUAUGCAGAAGUGGAUAGAUAAUAUACAAAGCAAAAUAUAGUACAGUUAUGUCAAACGAAACUAUCGAAAUUCCAAACAAACGAAUAAUGACGACUUGUACCAAUAUAUCGGAGCAAGCCCACCAUGUGUCAAGAGCAAAACGUGGACAGGCAGUGGGAAGCGUAAGAGGUUUUCGUGGAUGUACCGUUUGGUUAACAGGCCUUUCCGGCGCAGGGAAAACUUCUAUAGCUUUUCAAGUUGAAGCUAUUUUAGUAAAUCAUGGGAUUGCUGCUUACGGUCUUGACGGAGAUAAUGUAAGAAGUGGUUUAAAUUGUAACCUUGGUUUCAGCAAAGAAGAUAGAAAAGAAAAUAUAAGAAGAGUCGCAGAAGUAGCUAAAUUAUUCGCAGAUAGCGGUCAAAUUUGUUUAUGUAGUUUUGUCUCGCCGUUCGAGGAAGACAGACAACUGGCGAAACAAAUUCAUAAAAUGUCGGAUCUUCCAUUUUUCGAGGUCUUUGUCGAUACGCCUCUCAACGUAUGCGAAGCUAGGGACACAAAAGGAUUGUAUAAAAAGGCACGUCAAGGAACAAUUAAAGGUUUUACUGGAAUAGAUCAGAUGUACGAAAGACCGAUAAACCCUGAUUUAGUGGUGACCACGGAAAAUUGUACCCCAGAAGAAUCGGCCGCUACGGUCAUUGAUCUUCUAGAGAAAGAAUGCAUUAUACCGGGGCUGCAAAAAUCCAUAGUACCGAUACGGGAGUUAUUCGUUCCAGAAUCGCGAAUAUCUUCUGCCAAAUUAGAAGCUAGUACUCUGCAAAGUUUAGAAAUUAGUGAUAUAGAUGUACAAUGGGUCCAGGUUUUAGCGGAAGGUUGGGCUGCACCUCUCACAGGUUUUAUGAGAGAAGAUCAGUAUCUCCAGACUCAGCAUUUAAAAUGUCUCCUUCAAGGCGACAAGGAAAUCAAUCAGUCUGUUCCAAUAGUUCUUGCAAUAUGCACAGAAGAUAAGGAACGUUUGGAUGGACUUUCAGCAUUCACAUUGAAAUACAAAAACAAGGCUGUUGCGAUAUUACGUAGGCCAGGAUUUUACUUUCACAGGAAAGAAGAAAGAUGCGGAUGGCAAUUUGGUACCAACAACUUAGGUCACCCAUACGUAAAAAUGAUUCACGAAUCUGGAGAUUGGUUGGUAGGUGGUGAUAUAGAAGUUCUUAAAAGAAUCAGAUGGCACGAUGGUCUCGAUAAAUAUAGACUUACACCGAAUGAAAUUAGAACGAGAUGUAAAAAAAUGAAAGCUGACGUUGUGUUUGCGUUUCAACUUAGAAAUCCUAUACAUAAUGGUCAUGCAUUGUUAAUGCAAGACACGAAAAAGUUUUUGUUGGAAGAAAGGGGAUUUAAAAAUCCUGUAUUACUUUUACAUCCCCUGGGUGGUUGGACAAAAGAUGAUGAUGUACCGUUACAUACAAGAAUUCUGCAACACGAGGCUAUACUCAACGAAGGAGUCCUAGACGCUAAUUCUACGUUAUUAGCAAUUUUUCCAAGUCCAAUGAUGUAUGGUGGACCGGUUGAGGUACAAUGGCAUGCGAAAGCUAGAAUGAAUGCAGGUGCUAAUUUUUACAUUGUUGGAAGAGAUCCAGCCGGUAUACCGCAUCCCGAUAAAACUGCAGUUCCAGAUGGAAAUCUUUAUGAUCCCACUCAUGGCGCUCGAGUUCUAUCAAUAGCUCGAGGAUUGCAGAACCUAGAAAUUAUACCGUUUAAGGUUGCAGCAUACGAUAAAAAAUAUAAAAAAAUGUCUUUCUUUGACAAACAGCGGAAAGAAGAUUUUGAGUUCAUAUCGGGAACGAAAAUGCGUGGUUUUGCCAAAUCAGGUGAAAAUCCACCCGAAGGCUUUAUGUCAACCAAAGCAUGGCUUGUCUUGGCACAAUACUAUCAAAACUUGGAAAAGUAAAAAGAUAUUUGUAAAAACAUUAGAGAUUAUUAAACAUUUGAAAUUAACACAUUUAGCAUAGUAAAAUUAAAUUGACAACUGUUGUAGCAUAAUAAAUAAGAUAAGAAAAGAUCUAAAACUAGUGCAAUUUUAAUAUUGCAAUACAUUUGUAUAUUUGUACAUUGUUCUUGUACAGCACAGGGAUUUCAAUAUUUAUCUGUCUAUUAGAUAAAAUCAAAUCUAUUUACAAUUAUUGUACGAUGCGUACGUUAAUUUUAUUUUAUA